CUUGAAAACAACCAGAGCAAAGAGUGCGCGGUGCGAGUGGCCAGCAGCGAUGGCUACGCGCGGCGAGCUGGACCCGGUGGAAGGUGGCGAGGAAGACGUGGAUGAUGCGCAGGUGGAAGUCGAGCUACAUGCCCGUGGAGGCGACACUGCCACAGGGUUCAGUCCUCUUGAAGACUUGGAAACUUUGGGGAGCCGCAGCAGCGCAGCAAUCGCACACUCGGGAGUAGUAGGUGGCAUGUUGGGCGGGCGGGGUGGGGGUGGGGGCAGACACGCGCGCCUGGAAACGGAGUCGGAGAGGUUGGCCAGACGAAGCCAGCGGAUGCUGUUCUGGGCUCUUUCUGCGGUGGCCGGGCUGCUGGCUAUUCUGGUUGGCCUGGUCGCCGUGGCCGUCCGCGAAGGAAUUUACGUCGGCGACGGUGGCGGCGGUCGCCAGACCUACGACGAACAGCAGCAGCAGGAAGGGAGCGUCGCCGGCGACGGCAGCGGCGGCAGGGAAGUGAGCAGGAUAGCCUUCGGGUCGUGCACACAGGUCGAGGGGCAUCCAGGACGAUCCGGGGCAGCCUAUCUGGACCCAAGCCAUCAUUCCCGCGGAACCGGACGCCUGGAUCUGGACCGGGGAUAUGGCGUACCUCGACAACCCGGCAAGUUGACCGUCAACUGCGAUCGUCUGCCUGAGGACCCGGAUUGCGUCUGCCGUGAUACCUACAUGAGGGUCGAGCCGUGGUGCGCGGCAGGCGACCCCGACCAUGGGCUGAGAAAGUUUCAGACGAUGAUCCGCAAUCCGGAGUACAACCAGUUCCUCGAUUUCAUGUGCCCCGCGGCAAGAGGGCUAGCCAUGACCCCUCCCCCCGGCACGGACAGCGCAAUCUGCCCGAGGACGAUUCUGGGCACCUGGGACGACCACGACUACGGGUGGAACGACGGCGACAGUCGCAACGAGCAGAAAUGGCUCUUCAAAAACAUGUUCUUGGACGCCAUAGGGGAGGACAGGAACAGUCCCCGCAGGAACGCCCACCAGGGCAUGUGGCACAAGCACGUCCUCAACAGCGGCACCGACAGAGAGAUCGAGGUUUUCCUCUUGGACGAGCGUUACGACCGCGACACGAAGCCGUGCUACCUGAGGCGGAGCUACUGCGAAAAGAUUCUGGAAGACAUGGACGCCGGAGGGAACACUACCUCUUAUACCGUGUGGUGCGUCGACUUCCUCAGGGGAGGGCACGGGGGGAACGGCUCCUGCUGCCAGCACGACGAGAAGAUAUUCUUCGGCUGGUGCCUGGAGCCCUCGAGCAGGGACAGCCCCUUCUGGGAGGAGGCGUGCGACUCGUCCUCCCGGGAGUUCGGCAAGAGGUGGCUGGUUUUCGACGAGGGGACUGGGGACCUACGGCAUCCGGACGGGACCGAGGAGGUCGAUUCCCAGGACUCGCCUUUCUGCGAGGUGCUGGGGAGAGAGCAGCGGGCCUGGCUCCAGAGGGAGCUCGACCAAUCAACGGCCUCCCUGCGGCUCAUCGUCUCCGGGUCGGUCGUGCUCGGAAGGCCGGGCAACAACAGCCACAUCUGCGAGGACGGAGAGCCCUGCCAGUGUAGCAACGACGACUGGGACUGCUACCGCCCGGCGCAGCAGAAUCUCCUGAGCCAGGUUUCGAAGGCCCCCGGCUGCUCGGUGAUUCUCACGGGCGACUACCACUACGGGGACAUCAAGGCCUUGCUCCCCGGGGGGGAAACGCCGUACUGGGAGUGGUACUCCAGUGAGGGCAACGACUUCCCGGUCUACCAGGUGAUGGCGUCGGGCAUGACGACUUCGACAGCGGAGAGGAAUCGGUCUUGCGACACGUUUUACCUAGAUGACGUUGGUCUCCGGACUCACCCAGAGUGCGACCUGGUACAGGACCCCAACUUCGGUCUUCUGCAGGUGGGUUUCGAGGACGGUACCGAGGGAUUCUCCAGCCUGGAGAUGCAGAUCAGGGACUGGAACGGGACCGUGAGGGUAUCCGCAUCGCUUUCGCCAGACAUGUGCAACCCCAGGCAGACGUCGACGACCUGAGCACAACCGUGAUGGCCAUCAUUGCCACCGUCAUCGUCAACUUCGCUGCAGCCUUCGGGGGGGAUGGGAAAAAAAAUGAAGCCGAAAAUUGGAGUUUUUCUUGGCAAAAAUACCCAGCCUGGCGGUCCUCUCUUAAGAGCCGCAGGAAUGUAGUUGGACGUCACCCUGUCAACGAAAUUGUAGGCUUGGUCGACAACGUCUCUUGUAACGGGGGAAACGCAUAACAGUAGACGGGUGGACGUCACCUGUCAAGAAGAAACAGGCUUGGGGCGACAACAUCUCUUGAAACCGCAGAAAUGUUCAAAAGUCUGUGGAUGGGCGUCGGCCGAGAAAGAGGCUUGGGGAGAAGGUGUGGUUGCAAAAGGUUUGCAUUCGUUCUUGCUUGUUGCGGCGUGAGUGUAGUAUUGUGCUUCUCCGUCAGUGUGGCCUGUUUCUGCUUGCCAUCGUAGCAGUCUUUAUCGUCGAGUGAUGUGGCGGCGAAACACGCUUUAAUUAUUCCAUUCUUUUUGUUUGUUCUUCCGAUUACGUUGGCGCUUUCAAGUUUCAAGCCUGCCGUUUUUCCUUGAGCAGAGGUGUCCUAUUUUUGCGCUGAGCCCGCUCAUCCCCAUGUAUGCACUUGGCAAGGCGCGCGCGAUAGGGUGAUAUGAUCAUCGUCUCGUUUCUGGAAUGCGCCUCUGUGACGGUUUUCAUGCCGAUGACGGCUGGGGAGUGUAGUCCUGUUUGGGGAAGAGCGGAAGCUCUCCUCUGAGCUUACCCGAGGAUGCAGCCUGUUGUAAACAGGGAGCACCAACACGUGUACGAUGUGCUUUUGGUAAUUGGUGUCGCAGCUUGCCUCGGGCAACCGUGCUGGUCCUCCAAGAGGUUUCCGUUUUUAUUUAUAGGUGGUGUAGAGAACAGUGAAGGGAUGAAGAUUUGCACAAUAGUAGUGUAAUGAAUCUUGUAGCAUCCUUGGGACGACGGUCAGGGCAAGAAAAGCGCGUAAAGUAUAUGCAUAGUUUGGAUGAACAACGCCUAAUACUCAGUCUGAUGUAGAGGGAACAGACGAGGAUAAGAUUUGCGGUGCUGCGUGCAAAACUACUCAAAUUGGGUUGUUACGGAAUUGGAUAACAACAGAUGUGACAACCAG
Messenger RNA from Ectocarpus sp. CCAP 1310/34, 3167 nucleotides. Lineage: Eukaryota; Phaeophyceae; Ectocarpales; Ectocarpaceae. The record is from the annotation of a GenBank genome assembly.